CCUGAAGUCAAACAGUCUGAUGGAUCUUUUGCUUUGGGCAUUUUCAACAAAGAUUGCUUCCUGGAACAUCAAUGGAAAAUGCAUCAUAUGAAACACUUUUCAUACUCACUCCUUUCCAAGACAUGGGGAACAAUAAAGAUAUAUACUUUUGGCUUUCUUUGAUAUGCUAUAUUUUAAUAAUCGUUUUUAAUUCAGCAUUAAUUGUAUUCAUAUGUCUAGAAAAAACGCUUCAUGAACCUAUGUAUAUUUUCCUUUCUAAUUUGUUGUUUAGUGCAUUAAUUGGAUCCACAAGCUUUUUUAUUAAAUUCAUGAUUGAUCUGCGAACGAGUAUUCCAGUGGUUUCUCGUUCAGUUUGUUUUUUUCAGAUUUUUUUGACAUACACUUAUGUCUUUGGGGAAAUAACAAUUCUAACUGUAAUGGCAUAUGACAGGUAUAUAGCAAUAAACUGGCCAUUACAAUAUAUGACAAUAAUUUCAGUCACAAAAAUAAAAAAGCUAAUUUUUCUUGCUUGGGCUUAUCCUUCUUUUAUGGUAACAGUUGGUAUAUUGUUAACUGUACGUCUCUCUUUAUGUGGUAAUCAGAUCAAUUGGUUGUACUGUAACUACUGGGAAAUCGUAAAGUUAUCUUGUCUAGAAACUAUUACUAGCAAUGUUUAUACAUUUGUAUUUUUCUUUACAUUUCUUAUUCCAUUUUCAUUUAUUAUCUAUUCCUACAUUAAAAUUCUUAUUUUGUGCUGGAACAAUUCCAGUUCUCAUAAAAAGAAAGCUUUUCAAACUUGUCUCCCACAUUUAAUAACAUUAAUUUUACUUUUAAGUUCAAUAUUUUUUGAGAUAAUAGACAGCAGGUUUAAUUCAAAGAGAGCAACAAGCAGCAUUUCUGCUGUUGCCUCUUUAGAAAAAAUAGUGCUUCCUCCUCUUUUAAAUCCAUUAAUAUAUGGUAUCAUUUUACCUGGGAUACGCAAUCGAAUCAUUUUUAUAUUUUUAUGCAAAACAAACAAACAACAUAUUAGCAUUCAUGCUGCUUGUUAGGAUCUUAUUUUCUACAUUAAGAGAAAUAAUUUAGUAGUACAGCCUGUUGAGAUAAUGAGAGCAGAAUUUACAGUACCUGUUAAUUAUUAUUCUGAUGCUGUAAAUGUUCUUUUAAGUGCCCUAUAUAAUAAAUGUGAUUUCAGUAAAUGUCAAUUGUAAAGCUGUCAUUAUUACAAUUUCUUUAAACUUAACACUGUCUUAGUAAAUGGUUGAAGGUGCAUAGCCAGUC
Erpetoichthys calabaricus (reedfish) is the source of this 1257-nucleotide messenger RNA. Its product is annotated as olfactory receptor 1-like. Gene Ontology annotation, biological process: G protein-coupled receptor signaling pathway. Gene Ontology annotation, molecular function: olfactory receptor activity; G protein-coupled receptor activity. Gene Ontology annotation, cellular component: membrane. NCBI's taxonomy places the organism in Eukaryota, Metazoa, Chordata, Cladistia, Polypteriformes, Polypteridae. The record is from RefSeq and is a predicted model, not a curated record. Bases 72 to 1028 code for a protein of 318 amino acids. The transcript has 2 exons.